GCGCCGGGACUGAGGAGGAGGCGAGAGUGCGGCCAGCGGCAUGUGUGACCGGAGAGAGAGAGAGCGCCCCCGCGUGAGGGUUUACAAGAAGCUUCACAUGUGGAUGUAAAAAACACCUGACCACCUGGAUUAUCUGCAUCAAGGUUCAAUACUACGAGAGGAUGUCCACCCUAAAACACCAUUCCACAAUACAUGGAGAUGAUUAACCUAUAAAAAGACCAAUACCAGGAGACAAGAUGGUUCAGAAGUACCAGUCACCAGUACGGGUCUACAAAUACCCAUUUGAACUUGUUAUGGCGGCCUACGAGAAACGCUUCCCAACCUGCCCGCUUAUCCCAGUGUUCAUCGGCAGUGACAUCAUGUAUGAUCACAAGAGCGACGAUAGGUCCUUACAUGUGGUGGAGCGGAGCUGUAAGCUCAAUGUGGAUGCCCCUCGGCUGCUCAAAAAGAUUGCCGGGGUGGAUUUCAUUUAUUUUAUCCAGAAAAACACCCUGAACUGGAAGGAUCGGACGCUGCUCAUCGAGGCUCGAAAUGAGACCUUCUCCACACGGGUCCUGGUGAACGAGACCUGCAGCUACUCUGUUCACCCCGACAAUGAGGAGUGGACGUGUUUCGAGCAGUCGGCUUCUCUCGACAUGAAAUCUUUCUUCGGUUUUGAGAGCACAGUGGAAAAGAUUGCAAUGAAGCAGUACACUGCCAACAUUAAGCGGGGAAAGGAGGUCAUUGAACAUUACUUGAAUGAGCUGAUAUCUCAGGGCAUCACUCAUAUCCCACGAUGGAGCCCCGGAGCUUCAGUGGGAUAUCCACGUGUCUCAAGAACGGCGACCAUCGGGCACCUCUGCAGUACAGGAACCCCUGGAGGUGAAGUGGAAGCAUCGUCAGCCCCAUUACAGCUCUGGGGAGAGACUGCGGGGCCCACCCAGGCCCCAGAACAGGACGGUGAUAAACUGGAGGCUGAAUACAUUGAGCGUUAUUUGGGACAUCUCACCCCCAUGCAGGAGAGCACUCUCAUCCACCUACGGCAAUGGCUGCAAGAAACGCACAAGGGCAAGAUCCCCAAAGAUGAACAUAUCCUGCGCUUCCUCCGUGCCCGGGACUUCAACAUGGAAAAGGCCAGAGAGAUGCUCUGCCAGUCUCUGUCCUGGCGCAAGCAGUACCAAGUAGACUGCCUCCUUCAGACAUGGCACCCACCUCCAAUUUUGGAAGAGUACUACUCGGGCUGUUGGCACUACCAUGACAGAGAUGGCCGUCCUCUGUAUAUCCUGCGCCUGGGACAGAUAGACACCAAGGGACUAUUAAAAGCGGUGGGAGAAGAGUCCAUAUUACGUCACGUCCUGUCCAUCAAUGAGGAAGGGCAGAGACGUUGUGAACAGAACACCUACCUGUGCGGCUCGCCCAUCAGGUCUUGGACCUGCCUUGUAGACCUGGAAGGACUGAACAUGAGACAUUUAUGGAGGCCGGGUGUGAAGGCCCUGCUGCGGAUAAUAGAGGUGGUGGAAGCUAACUACCCAGAGACUUUGGGGCGACUGCUGAUAGUUCGGGCCCCCAGGGUCUUCCCCGUUCUUUGGACAUUGAUCAGUCCAUUCAUCAAUGAGAACUCCCGACGCAAGUUCCUGAUUUAUAGCGGCAACAAUUACCAAGGUCCCGGUGGCAUCUCCGAUUAUCUGGACAAGGAGAUCAUCCCUGAUUUUCUUGGCGGAGAGAGCAUGUGUAACAUCCCAGAGGGCGGCCUGGUCCCCAAAUCUCUCUACCAAUCUGAUGACGAUGCAGAGACAUCCGAUCACAUCCGACUAUGGACUGAAACCAUUUACCACUCAGCGUUUAUCUACAAGGGGGCCCCGCACGAGAUAACGGCUGAGAUCCUGGAGGUGGAGUCGGUUAUCACCUGGGACUUCGACGUCCUCCGCGGAGAUGUCUUGUUUAGUCUCUUCCAUUCUAAGCGAGCACCCGAGGUCCACCAGAAGGAUCCUGCGUCCGUCACAACUACCACCACAACCUCCAGCAACAAUGUGCAGCUCCUGGACAAGAACUGGGUCCUGGGGGCGGAUUACAAGAUGGUGGAGGCGCCUCUGGUCUGCAGGGAAGGGGAGAGCAUCCAGGGCUCCCAUGUGACUCGCUGGCCCGGGUUCUACAUCCUCCAGUGGAAGAUGCACAGUCCCUCCUCUGGCUCUAGCAUGGCUCGAGUGGACGACGUCCUGGCCUCGCUGCAGGGAUCCAGUCACAAGUGUAAAGUCAUGUAUUACUUUGAGGUUCUGGCGUCAGAAGACUUCAGGGGCUCCAUGUCCAGCCUGGAGUCCUGCAGCGGCUUCUCCCAGCUUAGCGGAGUCACUAACUCCUCAAAUAAGUCUCACAGCAGCUCUGUGAUCUCCAGAUAACAGUGGAGGAGAUGGCGGACAUACUGAUCUCCUAAGCACUUGGACCAUAUGCCCCAGUCAGGAGACAUUGGUGGCUCCUCUGGAAUGUACCUCCUGAAAACGUGGUGGCACCUCAGCAGAAGAGAACCUACCACCUGCAGAGACAUGUAGGCCUAGCUGAUCCAGUGUUCUCCAUAGAUGAGACCUCACUGACUUCUCCUCGGGGGCCAUGAUUGCUACAUUCAUCUCAACCAAACAGAAGGAACAGGAACCACUAACCCAUGAGCAGCUACAUUGUAUCAGGUGCCACCAGCUUGGACCAGGUGCCACCACCAGACUGGUUUCAGAAACCACAAUAGAGAUGUAGUGUGGGUGUGAUGUUACUACAGGGCUACGACGUGUGACGUGACAGAGGGGGGCCCCGGGCCCCCUACACUACCAGCACUUUUGAACACAUUUGCCUUUAUUAAAUUAUUAACUUUUUUGCUGACUGAGCUCAGGCCAAUAUUUCAUAAUGAAAUAAACUCUAGAUUGUAA
This is a messenger RNA of Bufo bufo (common toad), 2891 nucleotides long. RefSeq names its product SEC14 like lipid binding 5 (gene SEC14L5). The coding region runs from base 237 to 2375 and encodes 712 amino acids. The transcript is spliced from 18 exons. The record is from RefSeq and is a predicted model, not a curated record. NCBI's taxonomy places the organism in Eukaryota, Metazoa, Chordata, Amphibia, Anura, Bufonidae. Gene Ontology annotation, cellular component: cytoplasm.